GCCACUCGUGCACAAGUAUAAGCUAUAAGCUAGGACAACGUUGUCAACACUUAAUGGCUUCGACUCUUCUUUGGUUGAGUGUUCUUCUUCAAAUGAUUUUAAUUAUAAGCAGCGGUCUCACGAUACCGUCCGAUCAACCUAGCUUUGAUCAGAAUUAUGCUGUGACAUGGGGAGGAAACCAUGUAUCAUUUCUAAACCAGAGAAGCGAGGUCCAGCUCUCCAUGGAUCAAAGUUCUGGUUCUGGAUUCAGCUCCAAGUUGGGGUAUGGUUCUGGGUUCUUUCACAUGAAAAUAAAGAUACCUAACAAGGAUUCUGCUGGAGUUGUCACUGCUUUCUAUAUGUCAUCUAAUACCAGCAACCAUGAUGAGCUGGACUUUGAGUUCUUGGGGAACAAGGAAGGGAAGCCUAUUACUCUCCAAACUAACAUCUUCACCAACGGGCACGGGAACAGAGAGCAGAGGAUAUACCUGUGGUUCGACCCAACUGCAGAUUUCCAUGACUACAAGAUACUAUGGAACCCUUAUCAAGUGGCGUUCUUCGUGGACGAAACCCCCAUCAGAGUAUUCAAGAACCUAACAAGCAGGGGAGUAGAGUACCCGUCACAAGCGAUGCAAAUAAUAGCGAGUCUAUGGGACGGCGAGGAUUGGGCGACCGAUGGGGGCCAGACCAAGACUAACUGGUCCCAGGCACCCUUCACCGCGCAAUUCCAAGGUUUCGCCGUCGACGGUUGCAUUUCACCUCCGGGAUCGAGCGCCAGUUCAUGCUCAUCUCCAGGCCUCUGGUGGAAUGCCGCGAGCUUCAGAGAGUUGGAUUCUUCUCAGAACACAGCAUAUCAAAACGUCAGGAAGAAAUAUAUGACUUACGAUUACUGUAGUGACAAACAAAGGUUCCCUGUAUUACCCCCUGAAUGCGCUAUGCAGAAUACAAGAUGAGUUGCAGUGAGAGACGUAAAAAAUGAAGGGUAAAUUUUCUGUAGAAUAGCAUGAAAACAAGAGUAUAAAAAUGAAGUAACAGCACAUACCAAGAGAAUAAAACUGGUCCGACGUGAAAUUCA
Messenger RNA from Ananas comosus (pineapple), 1054 nucleotides. Its product is annotated as xyloglucan endotransglucosylase/hydrolase protein 2-like. Gene Ontology annotation, cellular component: apoplast; cell wall. The transcript is spliced from 4 exons. The coding region runs from base 54 to 932 and encodes 292 amino acids. Gene Ontology annotation, biological process: cell wall biogenesis; xyloglucan metabolic process. Lineage: Eukaryota; Viridiplantae; Streptophyta; Magnoliopsida; Poales; Bromeliaceae. The record is from RefSeq and is a predicted model, not a curated record. Gene Ontology annotation, molecular function: xyloglucan:xyloglucosyl transferase activity; hydrolase activity, hydrolyzing O-glycosyl compounds.